Messenger RNA from Papaver somniferum (opium poppy), 621 nucleotides. RefSeq lists its product as uncharacterized. Bases 1 to 621 code for a protein of 206 amino acids. Lineage: Eukaryota; Viridiplantae; Streptophyta; Magnoliopsida; Ranunculales; Papaveraceae. The transcript has 2 exons. The record is from RefSeq and is a predicted model, not a curated record.
AUGCUUUCUGUGGCAGGGUUUAGCACUCAGCCUAUUGAUGUUAAUGAGGCUAAUCUCUUUAGUAAUAAAAUUCUUGAACUGGAUUUAGUUGAUUUGGGCACCACUGGUUGCUCUUUCACUUGGUCUAAUAAAAGAAGUGGCCAUACUCUCACUGAACAAAGAUUGGACAGAGGGCUAGCUACUGAAAGCUGGCUUCUCUUAUAUCCCAACACUACCAUAUCUAAUAUGCUAGCCAUUGGUUCUGAUCACCAUCCUAUCCUUCUUAACUCCAAUCCCUCUUGGCAAUCUGGUAGAAUUUCCUUUAAAUUCUUUGGUCCUUGGCUGGACCACAAGGAUUGGAGGAAUAUCAUUGCUGAGUGCUGGAGAAGAGAUCUCACUGGCUCCAGUGCUUAUAUUAUAGCAAGAAAGAUGAAAGAUAUCAAACUACAUCUAAGAGUUUGGAAUAAGGAAGUCUACGGUAAUAUCAAAACUAACAUUGAUGAAUGCAAACAACAUCUUUCUUGGCUUCAUAACAACUAUUUCAGAGCUGAUAGAAGUGAAGUUGUUAGCUUGGCCAGAAAAACUCUCAGAGAUUGGCAUGAUAUUGAAGAAAGUUUUUGGAAGACAAAAAGUAGGGACUAA